This is a messenger RNA of Penicillium maclennaniae, 1479 nucleotides long. It is a transcript of the gene dot1, whose product is annotated as histone methyltransferase DOT1. The record is from RefSeq and is a predicted model, not a curated record. Gene Ontology annotation, biological process: DNA repair; regulation of transcription regulatory region DNA binding; DNA damage checkpoint signaling. Gene Ontology annotation, molecular function: histone binding; histone H3K79 methyltransferase activity. Bases 1 to 1479 code for a protein of 492 amino acids. Gene Ontology annotation, cellular component: nucleus; nucleosome. The transcript has 2 exons. NCBI's taxonomy places the organism in Eukaryota, Fungi, Ascomycota, Eurotiomycetes, Eurotiales, Aspergillaceae.
AUGGGCUUUUUCGACCAUCUUCAGAAAGGAGGGGCCUUCUCUCUACGGCCUCAGAAGACUCAGAUCCGCAAGGUCGUUCAAAAAGCCCCAGCCCCGGCACGAUUGACGACAAAAAAUCCGGACUGUCGGUCAUCUCGAGUCCAGUCUUCGACGGAGCGGAGCCGCAAGACGCACGCGCUCAAAGCCCGAUCGGUCUCGAGUGACGCAGACGCCCGCCCUGCUAACCGACAAAACACGCCUAAUCGCAUACGAAAGCGGACUACCCCCGAGACACGGCUUUCCAGUGACGAUGAUGCUAGCGACAGUGAUACCUCGUUCGAAGUGCGCAAGCGUGUGCGCACGAGCGCCAGUGCAGAACCCGACCCCGACAGACGGAUUCGCUCGGUGAAGGCAUUUUCAGAUGAAGGACGUCGGCCGUUUAAGAUGGUCCAUGCAGCGGAUAUUACGUCUGGCCAAAAGGCUGGGAAGUUUAAACCGGCCUUUGGAGUCGCCGGUAAGCCUGCGGAGAUCCUCUUGCAGUAUCCCAGUGCUUCGCCAAAAGAAAGGACUUUUCGGCCAAUCGACGACAUCAUGCAGGUCAUCGAGACCGUCUCCGACAACUAUAUACCGGCUGAAGAGGCGGACGAGUUUAAUAAUGAAACUACUGGGAUCAGACGGCGAUUGCGGCGUGCUUUGGCUGUGACGUCGGAGACCCAGUUCCGCGAGGCGGUCGAAGAUUAUAACAUGGCCAUCACUAGGCUGAGAGAGAGCGGUAGCCUUGCGAAGCAUUUGGACACAAUCCAGCGCAUAAGUCUACCUUGGGUGGAGCGCAUUCUGACACAGAUUUAUGCGCGGACGGUGUCUCCCCGCGUCGAAUCCCUCCGGCAGUACGAGAACGGCACGGACAAUGUGUACGGCGAACUUCUUCCCAGAUUUAUCAGCAACAUCUUCAAGGAGACCAAAUUGAAGUCAGGUCAGGUCUUUGUUGAUCUUGGCUCGGGUGUGGGCAACGUCGUUCUCCAAGCGGCACUUGAGAUUGGCUGCGAGAGCUGGGGCUGCGAAAUGAUGAAUAACGCAUGCGACUUGGCUGACCUGCAGCAAUCUGAGUUCAAGGCUCGCUGUCGUCUCUGGGGAAUCGCGCCAGGCAAGACACACCUUGUGCGUGGUGACUUCCUCGAGCAGGAGAGCAUCAUUGACGUACUCAAGCGAGCAGACGUGGUGCUUAUCAACAAUCAAGCAUUCACACCCCAGCUCAAUAAUGAGCUGAUUAAUCACUUCCUCGACAUGAAAGAAGGCUGCAAGAUUGUCUCCCUCAAGUCGUUUGUUCCAGCCGGGCACAAGAUUCAGUCGCGCAACCUCAACUCUCCCAUCAACCUUCUUCAGGUCCAGCAGAAGAACUACUGGUCCAACAACGUCAGCUGGACCGACGUUGGUGGCACCUACUUCAUUGCCACCAAAGACAGCUCUCGACUGAAACGCUUUAUGGAUGAUACGCUCUAG